GACUGUUGCUGUUGCAAGCAAAAGCUGAGCUGUGUUUUUUGGCGUGAGCUGCCUGCUGCUGCUGCUGCGCGCAGCUAUCAAUCUUUCCUGCUCCCCACCCCUCCCCGGAUCUCAGAAAGAAUGAGGAUCUCAAACUUGGUGCUUUGCAAAGGCUCCAGAAAGGGAAUCUGGAGGAGUUGCUCCUGCCGCCGCCGCCGCCGCCGCUGCUGUUCCUCUUCCUGCUGCUUGUAGGUUCAGACAUCUUAGAAAAAGAGGAGAGAUUUCCGGGCACUCGGAGCAAGAGACACCCGGACUCGCUCGCUCCGCUUUUGGAUUUACAAAACACGCCAGGCAGAUGGGGAAGGAGGAGAACCAGAGGCGCCUUUUGCUCUUCCUCCCGGGAUUGAUUUAAGGAAUAUAUUUUAAUCGCUGUUUAUCGGAUUUGCUUUCUUCCUCGCUGUUUUUAAAAAUAUUAUCUUAAACAUUUUUUGUAUUGCAACCUCGGAGGACCCCCCCCCUUUCAAGCUUUCUACUUCGCUGAUCUUUCUGAAACUGGAGCGAGAGAGGAAUUUGAAAACAACACACACACACAAAAGGGAUUAACAGUUAAAAAGCAGCGAUGGAGGGAAAAGCAGCUGGUUUUGCAAGAAGUCGCAGCAUGAGUCGUCCAACACGUGCGUAAUGAGGAGGAAAUCUAGGAUUCUUUAGUGCUUCGCAUCACAGAUUCUGGGGAUCUCUCUCUAUAUAUCUACACAAGAAAAAGUGAGAGCCCUCUGGACUUCUUCCACAAUGUCUGGAUCUACCCAACCUGUGGCGCAGACGUGGCGAGGGAGUGAACCCCGUUAUCCUCCUCAUGCCAUGUCCUACCCGGUAGCCAUAAGUCAACAGCAUGUGGAUGUGGGACUCUUGGAGUGUCAGCACCAUUCCAGGGACUACCCUUCUCACUUCCCCCCUGGGUCUAUCUUGCAGCCGCAGCGGAGGAGGCCGUCCUUACUAUCAGAGUUCCAGCCAGGGAAUGAAAGGUCGCAGGAGUUGCACGCCCGAGCUGAGUCACAUUCCUACCUCUCUGACCUGAGCAAACAGUCGGAAAUUGAGUUCAUUGAGACGAAACGGCCCCGGCUGGAGCUGCUGCAAGAGCCUUUGCUGAGACAUUCACCUCUGCUCAGUCAGCAGGGAGGGACGGAGGAUCUCUCCAAGGAUCGGGGCCUAACGGGAAAACUGGAGCCGGUUUCACCAGCCAGCCCUGUCCAUCCUGACUCUGAACUGGAUCUGUUGCCAUCCAGGCUGUCUAAGGAGGAGCUGAUCCAGAACAUGGACCGUGUUGACCGUGAAAUCACCAUGGUUGAGCAGCAGAUUUCCAAGUUGAAGAAAAAACAGCAGCAGCUGGAGGAGGAAGCAGCAAAGCCACUGGAGCCAGAGAAGCCCAUCUCCCCUCCACCUAUUGAGUCCAAGCAUCGCAGCCUGGUCCAAAUAAUCUAUGAUGAGAAUCGGAAAAAAGCAGAAGCAGCACACAGAAUUCUGGAAGGGCUGGGACCUCAGGUGGAGUUGCCACUCUACAACCAACCUUCAGACACAAGGCAAUACCAUGAGAACAUUAAAAUAAACCAGGCAAUGCGGAAGAAGUUGAUCUUAUACUUCAAGAGGAGAAAUCAUGCUCGCAAGCAGUGGGAACAGAAAUUUUGCCAGCGCUAUGACCAGCUUAUGGAAGCCUGGGAAAAGAAAGUGGAGCGCAUAGAAAACAACCCCCGGCGCCGAGCAAAGGAAAGCAAAGUACGUGAAUAUUAUGAGAAGCAGUUCCCAGAGAUCAGGAAACAGAGGGAACUCCAAGAGCGCAUGCAGAGCAGGGUAGGACAGAGGGGCAGUGGCCUCUCCAUGUCUGCGGCACGCAGCGAACACGAGGUGUCAGAAAUUAUUGAUGGGCUCUCGGAACAAGAGAAUCUGGAGAAACAGAUGCGCCAGCUUGCUGUCAUCCCUCCAAUGCUGUACGAUGCUGAGCAGCAACGCAUCAAGUUCAUUAACAUGAAUGGCCUCAUGGACGACCCCAUGAAGGUGUACAAAGAUCGGCAGGUGAUGAACAUGUGGAGCGAGCAGGAGAAAGAAACCUUCCGAGAAAAGUUCAUGCAGCAUCCGAAGAAUUUUGGCCUCAUUGCUUCCUUUUUGGACCGGAAAACGGUGGCCGACUGCGUCCUUUACUAUUACCUGACCAAGAAGAAUGAGAACUAUAAGAACCUCGUGAGAAGGAACUACCGGAGGCGUGGAAAGAACCAGCAGCAGCAGCAACAGCAGCAGCAGCAGCAGCAACAACAGAUGCCCCGUAGCAGCCAAGACGAGAAAGAUGAAAAAGAAAAGGAGAAAGACACAGAGAAGGAGGAAGAGAAGCCAGAAGCAGAAAACGACAAAGAGGAACUGACAAAGGAGAAGAACGAGGAUACGUCUGGCGAGGACAAUGACGAGAAAGAAGCCGUUGCUUCUAAAGGGCGCAAAACCGCCAACAGCCAGGGCCGGCGCAAGGGCCGCAUCACCCGCUCCAUGGCCAGCGAAGCCAACAGCGAGGAAGUGGUUGCUCCCCAGCAGAAUGCAGAACUGGCCUCUCUGGAGAUGAAUGAAAGUUCUCGUUGGACAGAGGAGGAGAUGGAAACGGCUAAAAAAGGUCUCCUUGAACAUGGACGUAACUGGUCAGCCAUUUCCAGGAUGGUGGGAUCCAAGAGUGUCUCCCAGUGUAAAAAUUUCUACUUCAACUACAAGAAGAGACAGAACCUGGAUGAGAUCCUGCAGCAGCACAAACUGAAAAUGGAGAAAGAAAGGAAUGCUAGGAGAAAAAAGAAAAAAGCCCCCACCGUCCAAAACGAGGAAACGGCCUUCCCUCCAGCAGCCGAAGACGAGGAGAUGGGGCAAGAUGGGUCAGGCACCAGUGGCAAUGAGGAGGAGAUGGCUGAGGAUGCAGAAGUUGCAGUGAAUAACAGCUCAGACACAGAGAGCCUCCCUUCUCCAAGACCAGAAGCCAAAGAGAGCACAGAGAAUGGACCCAAACCAGCCCCAGACACCAGAAGCAGUGCUGGAGAAGAACCGGCUGUUAAGAUGGAGGAAACCGCUAGCUCCCCAGAAGCAAAUCCUGCCACCAUCCAAGCAGUGGAGGAGGAGGCCCCUGAACCAACUUGCACUGAAGAGAAGCCACAAGAGGAGCAAACAGUUGAUGUGGUGAAAACGGAGGAGGCCGAGGAAAAGCCCAAGAGCCCAGAACCCAGCAGGGGUGAAAUAAAAAUGGAGAAGGGAGAGGUCUGCCAGGAGAAGGACAGUGACCAGGUCACAGAAAACAGCAGCAGCAGUGGCAGCACCAGCACCAGUGUUGUGACAGGGGCUGAGGGAGCACCCAAAGCAGAAAAGAAGGAGAACCACAAAGCUGGGAAGGGAGCAAAUCCUGACAGCGACUCCAGUGCCACGUGCAGUGCUGAUGAGAUGGACGAGCAGGAUGCUGGUGACAAAAGCAAGCUGAUCUCUUCCCGGCCCAGCCUCCUCAACGCAACUAAUGACACCCGGCUCAGCUCCUCGCCUCAGAAGCCGCUGGACUUGAAACAGCUGAAGCAAAGAGCUGCUGCCAUUCCGCCCAUUAUUUCAGAAGGUUUACAGGAGGGAGUUCUGCAGAGCGGAAGCCUGAAGUCUCAGGUGCCUCAUCACGCUUUGGCCCUUUACCAGCAGCAAAUCACCAUGGUCCACGAAUCUGCCCACGAGGACUCUGCACAGAGUAAGCAGCUGCAGCUGCAGCCAGCUGAAAAGGACCCCCCGCUGAGCAGCAGUCCCAGGGCCCAGAGCAGGAGCCCAGCUGUGGUUGAUAAAGAAGAGAAACCAGUGCAUUUCACCUCCCUCCCGGAGGGGCCAAAGCUGGUUGGAGAGCCCUCCAUCACAACCUGCUGGCCUCCGGUGCUUCCCUACCAAGGUUCAAGGGAUCUGAUCCGAACCUCUCCGCACACUGAGCCUCACGUGUUUCAGUAUAAUCCUCCAGGUCACUCAAUCUCCUUAAACAUGCAUGAAGGUUCUCGGCCGGGCUUCCAGAGAUUGUCCGCCAUCUCCAACCCUCCCCCUCUCAUCUCUACCAAGCAUCCUUCAGUUCUUGAAAGGCCUCUUGGCUCUAUUUCCCAGGGGGUGCCUAUCCAGCUCCACACUCCAUUCAGCUCCGAGCAUGCAAAAGUCCCCAUUGGCUCCAUCGGCAUGGGCCUUCCCCUGACUGUGGACCCCAAGAAGCUGGUGCCUUUCCCCGGAGUGAAGCAGGAGCAGCUCUCUCCGCGGAGCCAGGCUGGCCAACCAGAAAGCUUAGUCGUGCAGACGUCGCAGGAGAACUCCGUCCUUCGGGGAACAUCCCUGGGCUCGUUGUCGGGAGGCAGCAUCACGAAAGGCACCCCAAGCCCACGGCCACCGUCGGAGUCUCCCAUCACGUAUCGAGGAUCCAUCACACACGGUACCCCAGCCGAAGUGCUGUACAAAGGAACCAUUACCAGGAUAAUCGGAGAAGACAGCCCCAGCAGAGCGGAGAAAGUGAGAGAGGACGCCUUGCCCAAGGGACACGUCAUUUACGAGGGGAAGAAGGGACAUGUCCUGACCUACGAUGGUGGUGCUGUUGCACAGUGUCCCAAAGAGAACAGCAGAAACUCUGGAGCCCCACACGAGGCCAUGGGCAUCAAACGGACCUAUGACAUGAUGGAAGGGAGAGGAUCACGGGGUUUAUCUGGGCGUGAGCUUCCAUCUGCUAGCAUCGAAGGUCUAAUGGGACGAGCCAUCCCACCCGACCGCCACAGUCCCCUCAAUUUGAAAGAACCGCAUCACAUCCGGGGCUCCAUCACGCAAGGAAUACCUCGAUCUUACGUGGAAGCCUCCGAGGACUACCUCAGAAGAGAAGCUAAGCAGCUCAAGAGGGAAAGCACACCUCCGAGGGACUUAUCCGAGGCCUACAAGGUCAGGCCUCAUGAGAGCUUUACCCCGUUGAAAAUGAAAGCAGUUCAUGAAGGCCUUGUUGCCACUGUGAAGGAAGCAGGAAGGUCAAUCCAUGAGAUUCCCAGGGAGGAGCUGAGGCGCACGCCUGACAUCUCUCUGAUGACGAGGCCUGUGAAGGAGGGCUCUAUUACCCAGGGAACCCCGCUGAAAUAUGACAGCAACGCUUCGGCAAGUGCCAAAAAGCAUGAUGUCCGUUCCAUUAUUGGAAGCCCGGGGAGGACUUUUCAUCCCCUGCAUUCUCUGGAUGUCAUGCAGGACCCAAGGACUCUGGAAAGAGCUUACGGGGAGAGUUUAAAAAGUGCUUACGAGGAGAGCUUGAAAAGCAGGCCCAGCCCAGUGACAAACUCUGGCGGCUCCAUCACCAGAGGAGCCCCUGUGAUCGUGCCUGAAGCAGGGAAACCUCGCCACAGCCCUCUUGCCUAUGAGGACCACCAGGCAGCCCAUGGGACGGCUUUCAGCAGUCACUUGCACCGAGGGUCCCCAGUCUCCACGAGGGAGCCAAGCGCCCGGCAGCAUGAAGGGAGCAUCGCUGCUGGAAAGCCUGUCUCCCAGGACAGAAAGAUCACCCCGACGCCAAGAGAAAUGGCCAGCUCCAAGUCGCCUCAUGCUACCCUUGCAGACCACCACCCCCCUAUCUCUCCAUAUGAGCACCUGCUCCGGGGAGUGAGUGGUGUGGACUUGUACAGGGGACACAUUCCAUUGGCCUUUGACCCAGCAACUAUUCCCAGAGGAAUCCCCCUGGAAGCAGCAGCCGCUUAUUACUUGCCAAGGCACCUCGCUCCUAGCCCUACGUACCCCCAUCUCUACCCACCAUACCUAAUCCGCGGCUACCCAGAUACGGCUGCCAUGGAGAACAGGCAGACCAUCAUCAACGACUACAUCACCUCCCAGCAGAUGCACCACAAUGCUGCGGCUGCCACUGCAAUGGCCCAGAGGGCAGACCUGCUGCGUGGCCUGUCUCCACGAGAGCCCUCGCUAGCCCUCAAUUAUGCAGCAGCAGGAAUAAUUGACCUGUCUCAAGUGCCACAUUUGCCUGUGCUUGUGCCCCCCACCCCAGGCACUUCUGCCGCCUCCAUUGACCGGAUCACAUACAUCCACAGUGCCCCCCAGGCUUUCACUAGCCGACACAGCAGCUCUCCACUCUCCCCAGGAGGCCACACACACCUGACCAAGCAGACAGGACCUUCAGUUUCUGAAAGGGAGCAAGAACGAGACCGUGAACGGGAGCGUGAGAAGGAGCGCAAGAAGUCGGUCUUAGCAGCCACAACCACUGUGGAGCAUGCCCCCAUCUGGAGACCAGGCACAGACCAAAGCAGCAGUCGGCCGUCAGCACACUCUCACAAUCACAAGCACUCCCCUGUCUCGCCCCGCACCCAGGAGAACAUCCAGCAACGCCCCAGCGUGUUGCAUAACACAAACAUGAAGAUGAUCCCUUCGGAGAACCUUGCCCCCUCAGUUCUGCGAUCCACCUCCUCCUCUGCCACCACCACAUCACCAGUUCGCUCCUCAGGAUACUCCUCGGUAUCAUCACUGCGCAGCUCCGUAGGUGGGUUGGACAGCUAUACCUCUAUGAUGGAUCCUGCCCACAUGCAGAAGGAGGCCUCCAGAGCGCAGGAUGUCAAAGCGGAGCGGCCUCAGGCAGACAGCAACCUGUUCUCCUCCAAACUGCCUGCUGGAGGCGGCCUGGAACAGUCGCCUUCACCCGUUAAAGCCAUGGAGCCCAGGCCUUUGUCCUCCUCUGGGCCAGGUCCAACCCACCUGUAUAGCAGAGGACAGGGGAAAAGCCACCCGCAGCACCACCCGCCCCUGGAGCAGUCGCUGCACGCAGUUUCGGCCAGUGAACAGCCCAGUAGAGAAAAGAGUAAAACCUUUUCAGUACAGGAACAGGAGCUCCGAGCACUCGGUAAGACCACCAUGACAGCGGCCAGCUUCAUAGAUGUGAUUAUCAUGCGUCAAAUUUCUUGCGAUAAGGGGAAGCGAGAGAGAAGCUCGCUAAGUAACGACGCCAAUAGCGAUGGUUUCCAUGGAAGCUACAGCCCUGAUGGCAUAGAAGCAAUAAGUCCCGUGAGCUCACCCAGCACGCUUCAUGAGAAAGGGGCAAAGCCAUCCCAGGAGGCUGAGAAAGGGCGCGGGGCGGAGCAUGACCCGCGGCUGAAGCAGCCAGGUUCUCUUAAGCCUUCCGUAGCAGAAAUCUCACAAAUACAGCAGCUCCACCAGCUCCCUGAAGAUCGGCAGUCUCCAAGCCAGCCAUUCCAAGGGUCGCAGAGCGCCAAAGGCCACCAGCGGGUCGUCACGUUGGCUCAGCAUAUCAAUGAGGUUAUCACCCAAGACUAUACGCGCCAUCAUCCCCAGCAGCUGAACUCCCACAUCCAGACCCCUAUGUACCCCUUCCCAGGGUCUGUGCUGGAUCUUCGGCGAACUCCUAGUGAGGCUUACAUGCAGCAGCAGCAGCAGCAGCAAAUGGAGCACAUCCCUGCUUCAAGAAUCUCCCCCGAAAGUGAAGAAAGCAAGAGGUCUCCCGAGCAGAUCAGAACACCUGCUCCGAACAACUGCAUAGAGCCCGUCUCUCCACCAGAUGGGGUGGGAGAAGCCGAUCACAUGCGAAAUGCCACAUAUCCCAUCCUGUAUCGAGAAGGGGAACAGCUGGAGCAGAGGAUGGGCUCCAAAUCUCCAGGAAACAACGUGCAACCACCAGCCUUCUUCAGCAAACUGACAGAGAGCAAUUCUGCUAUGGUGAAGUCCAAGAAGCAAGAGAUCAUCAAGAAACUGAGCACAAACAGCAGGAGCGAGGCAGAGUACAAUGUCGGGCAGCCUGGAACAGAGAUCUUCAACAUGCCAGCCAUUACUGGAACAGGGUUAAUCAGUUGUAGGAGCCAGUCGGUCCAAGAAAACUCCAGUACCAACAUGGGGUUGGAGGCAAUUAUUAGGAAGGCCCUAAUGGGUAAAUAUGACGAGCAGUGGGACGAGCGCUCUCCUCUCAGUGCCAAUGCUUUUAACCCUCUGAAUGCCAGUGCAAGCUUGCCCGCUGCUAUGCCUGUAACCACUGCUGACGGACGGAUUGACGACAUGCACUCCUCCUUGCCAGGAGGAGGGAAGCCAAAGAUUGCUGCCAGAGCCAACAGCCGCAAGGCCAAGUCGCCAGGACCAGGCCUGUCCUCCUCUGAGAGGCCACCAUCUGUGUCAUCUGUUCAUUCAGAGGGAGACUGUAACAGAAGGACACCUCUCACCAACCGCGUCUGGGAGGACAGGCCGUCAUCUGCAGGUUCAACGCCAUUUCCAUACAACCCGCUGACAAUGAGGCUUCCCACCGGUCUGGUGGCAGCUGCCCCACCACCGCCUGCCUCUGUUCCGCAGGGCAACUCCAGCAGCCAGCACCACGGCUGGGAGGAGGAGCCCAAGCCACUGCUCGUCUCGCAGUACGAGACCCUCUCGGACAGUGAAUGAGGAGGGAGAAGAGGAAGCGAGAUGGAGAAAAAGCCCAGCAACAAAUGGACAGAUAUUGAUAGGUUGGCUGUUGAGUUAGCCCAAGGGCUUGGGGAUUGUGGCUGGCUGUCGCAGAGUGCGGCUGUCCUAGGCCAGGCGCAGGAGCAGCACUGUUCCAGUCAGCUGAUAUUAUUUGUCACAUCUGGAAGGGAGUUGGAAAAAAAAUCUCUUCAGUUUUAAAGCCUUAAAAAAAAAACACCAAGCAAAUGGAACCCAUCCCAAUCCUCUCUCCCAAUUUGGUGCUGAUACCUUGAGCCAUUGCAGCAAGAAAUUAAACCAAGCUAAUGGGGGGCAGCAGUGGGGAGCCCUGAAAGCUCCCCCAAGGGACUGUAACCAGUCGCUGAAUCUCGGUUACUAACACUCAGGGGAUUCCAAUUCUGUCCUUCAGCCCAGAUGAGAGAGGGGGAGCGGGGGGCCCAUUGGGAGAAGGUAGCGUGUGCUGCUUGCGUGUUCCCACCUCUGUGACCCAUCUUUCCUCUGCACACUGUAGUGGCCUGUUAAUCCAGUACUUGAAAAUAGGAUUCAUUCAGCCGCCCCUUCCUUCAACCUGCCUCUUUUUUUACCUUCACGAGGGGUUUCACCCAUGGAGUCACAUGUUGGUCGUGUAAGGAGACAAAUCAGAGCAGCCCUCUGGAAGAAAGUGUUGGUUUCUUCUGUUUCUCACAGUUAAAUAAGUUUGUUCUCUGCCCCCAUAGAGAUAUAUGGAGGGGAGCUUCACCUGAACUUUCAACAAAUACAGAUUCAGGCAGCAAUGCUCUGGAUGUAGGAGCCAGAGGACAAGCCAAAAACAGGAAAAGAAAAGGAAUGAUUCCUUUGGAGAAAGGAAUGCUGGGUUUGCAUUGUAAUUGAAACAAAUUCCUCUAUAUUGGCAUUAGCUGCAGAUAGAGAGGGGGAGAGGGGGGAGCAGCUGUUUUGAAUAUGUUGUUUCUUCAAAACAACGCUGUGUAUAUGGUCUACAGGGUAUAUUUUUGAUACCUUUGGCAAAUGGUGUGUUUGCGCAAGGAAGGACGUUAAAAACAGUGUUAUAUGCUGCUUUUCGGUCUCUGCUCCUGUACAAAGAGGAUUUCUAUGUUG
Podarcis raffonei (Aeolian wall lizard) is the source of this 9522-nucleotide messenger RNA. It is a transcript of the gene NCOR2, whose product is annotated as nuclear receptor corepressor 2. Gene Ontology annotation, molecular function: transcription corepressor activity. Lineage: Eukaryota; Metazoa; Chordata; Lepidosauria; Squamata; Lacertidae. The coding region runs from base 769 to 8409 and encodes 2546 amino acids. Gene Ontology annotation, biological process: negative regulation of transcription by RNA polymerase II. The transcript has 47 exons. The record is from RefSeq and is a predicted model, not a curated record.